This is a messenger RNA of Pelobates fuscus (common spadefoot toad), 1602 nucleotides long. It is a transcript of the gene DEPDC4, whose product is annotated as DEP domain containing 4. NCBI's taxonomy places the organism in Eukaryota, Metazoa, Chordata, Amphibia, Anura, Pelobatidae. The coding region runs from base 26 to 1582 and encodes 518 amino acids. The transcript has 9 exons. The record is from RefSeq and is a predicted model, not a curated record. Gene Ontology annotation, biological process: intracellular signal transduction.
CCUGUGCGUGACGUCACGUGCCGGCAUGGCGGCAGAUUUGACUCCUAGGUUCCGUAGGAUCCGCAGUGUCGGGGACCUUAGGGCCCGCAGGAAGGGUCACAGAGGACCAUUCCAAGCAACUCAGCUAUGGAACAGCAUCAUCCAGUCACUGAAAAAGAAUGUUGAAGUAAAGAAUCGGCGCCAGCAUCUUAGGACCUAUUCCUGCUGCUUCACAGGAUCUGAUGCAGUGGACGCAGUGCUAUGUCACCUCAUGCAGAAUAUGUAUUUGAGCAGCUACGACAUUUCAAGGAAUAAAGGUGUCCAGCUAUGCCAAGCACUUAUGGAUCACAAAGUAUUUGAGCCAGUUGGAUUAAAGCUCUUUAAGAGUGAAUCAGAUUUUGUCUUUGAGGACAGCAACAGUCAUUUUUAUAGAUUUUUAGAGUCCAAAAGUACCGCCGACCUCAGUUCAAAAGAGAGUACAACUGGGAAGGACAGAUUUUCCAGAUCUGGACACGCCGCAACGAUAUCUAACCCGUCAGCCCUUGACACUGCAAAUGAAAAGUUAAAUCAGCUUCUUCACUGCAUCUGUGAACAUCCCAACGCACAUGUGAACCCCGUACUCAAUAAAUUACCCAGCAUCGUUUCACAGAAAGAUACCGAGAAUGUAUGGAAACAGCAGGUCAUGGUGCGCCUCCUUCAGCUAAUCCACAUCCCUCUCCUUGAAGACAUCCUGGAGUCUCCAGUUAAAACUGAGCAUAAGACACACUUCAGUGAUCUCAUUGUUUCAAACACGUUUCUGGACAGAGAGAUUCUGCAAACUCUCCAUUUACCUAAGAUGGACCGAUGGAUUGCUGCAGCUGUUGAAUGUUUGGAGCAUUUUCCGGAUCAGCAGAUAGUGAUGCUAAGCCAACAGCUUCCACCCAGUAACAAUCCCACCGAAGACCUGGACUUGUACAAGAAAAUGUUAUACGAGGUUAUUGCAAAAUAUUACACCCAAGAGAGGGAUCCUUUUUUGGAUAGUCGACUUCUUAAAAUACUUUCGGGAAUUGUUGAACUCUUAGAAAGUGGAAAAGAGACCCAUGCACUAGAAGCGGUACAGCUGUACUUAAGAUUACUUGUUCCAAGCACCAGAGAGGAGUUCCGCAGAUUAGUGGUGUUUAUGGCAACGGCAUCUGAAACUUGUGGCUGCAGACUGCAAAAACAGUUUGAUAACAAGACAGUAGUGACUAGGACAUUAAGCAAAAUCCUUCUUCAGAACCCCUCAAUAUCAAGAACACAGACUGAGCAGUUUACUGUGUUUUUGUUGGAAAACUACUGUGAUCUAUUUAAGACACCGCUUGCUUUAUUGGACCUUAUCAGUACAAAGCUAAGGAGCUUGCAGAAUGGUGUGGACCCCGAUUCCUUUUCAGGCUUUACAUUUUGCCAGCUUUUGACCCUGGAUGAAUUUGAAAGGCAAAGAUAUCGUUGCACAACAAAUGAACUGCAACUUCUAGUAGAGAUCAUCAACCAGGACAAUGCAUUCCCUGAGAAGAAGAGAAAGAAAAUAAUGAAAGAGUUUAAGAAGUAUCACCCUUCAGCCCUAAAUGAACAUUUCUUGCCUUAAUUAUGGUUUUGUAACUUUUC